GGGUGGGCCGAGCGGAGGGAGGGCCGAUGCCGCCUCUGGCUCUUCCCGGUCGCGGGUUAUAUAGCGCGGAGCGUGGAUCCCGCUCAGAGGCGGUCGGGAGCGCUCCGACUUGCGAGUGGCAUUUCGCUGCGGAGCCCGGUGCCGGAGUGACAGCCUCGGCGCGUGCAGGGGCCCCGAGACCGCGGAGCAGCUGCCAGCGGCCGGGCAGCGCUCGCCGGCGCCGGGCGAGUCGCCCCUUCCCGGCUCUCCCGCUGCCCCGCACCCCACGCUGCCACCCGCUCGCAACUUGGGUCAAGUUGACAAGUCCCGCGGCGGCCCGCCGGCCCGAGCCGUCUCCGCCGCGCGCCCCUCCCCCGGGGUGAGAGGGAGCCGCCGCGCCGGCUCCGGGGACGCUCGGGCGGCGGCGGCUUGGCCAUGAGGGCAGCGCGCGCCGCCUAACUCGCGGCUGUCACCGCCGCUGCAGCGGGACCGGCCGGCCAGGCGGGCGCUCCGGGGCCAGGCGGGCGGGCGGCCGCCGGCAGGAGGCGCCGAGCCGGGCAGCCGCCGCAUCGGGCACCGCUUGGGCCCCCGCGCCGAGCCUGGGCGGGAGUGGCCCCGCGCACCCCAGCCCGGCGGGCACCUCGGACAAACGCCUUCUAGUCCCGGCCGCUCGGACAAACGCCCCGGGGCGGGGAGCCCGGCUGCCGCCGGCGCGGGGUGGGCGCGGGCGCGGGGCUCGUGCGGGCCCCCGGGCGUCGCGAUGAACAUCGUGGUGGAGUUCUUCGUGGUCACUUUCAAAGUGCUCUGGGCGUUCGUGCUGGCCGCGGCGCGCUGGCUGGUGCGGCCCAAGGAGAAGAGCGUGGCGGGCCAGGUGUGCCUGAUCACCGGCGCGGGCAGCGGCCUGGGCCGCCUCUUCGCGCUCGAGUUCGCCCGGCGCCGGGCGCUGCUGGUGCUCUGGGACAUCAACACGCAGAGCAACGAGGAGACGGCGGGCAUGGUGCGCCACAUCUACCGCGACCUGGAGGCGGCGGACGCCGCGGCGCUGCAAGCUGGGAAUGGCGAGGAAGAAAUCCUGCCCCACUGUAACCUGCAGGUGUUUACCUACACCUGCGAUGUGGGAAAGAGGGAGAAUGUCUACCUGACGGCGGAAAGGGUCCGCAAGGAGGUUGGCGAGGUCUCGGUCCUGGUCAAUAACGCCGGCGUGGUCUCUGGGCACCACCUCCUGGAAUGUCCUGAUGAGCUCAUUGAGAGAACCAUGAUGGUCAAUUGCCACGCACACUUCUGGACCACGAAGGCUUUUCUUCCCACGAUGCUGGAGAUCAAUCACGGUCAUAUCGUGACAGUCGCGAGUUCCUUGGGGCUGUUCAGUACCGCCGGAGUCGAGGAUUACUGUGCCAGUAAAUUCGGAGUCGUGGGUUUCCACGAAUCCCUGAGCCACGAGUUAAAGGCUGCUGAGAAGGACGGAAUUAAGACAACACUGGUGUGCCCGUACCUGGUAGACACUGGCAUGUUCCGAGGCUGCCGGAUCAGGAAGGAGAUCGAGCCGUUCCUGCCCCCUCUGAAGCCCGACUACUGUGUGCAGCAGGCCAUGCGGGCCAUCCUCACCGACCAGCCCAUGGUCUGCACGCCCCGCCUCAUGUACAUCGUGACCUUCAUGAAGAGCAUCCUCCCUUUCGAAGCGGUCGUGUGCAUGUAUCGAUUCCUCGGAGCAGACAAGUGUAUGUACCCCUUUAUCGCUCAGAGAAAACAAGCCACAAACAAUAAUGAGGCGAAAAAUGGCAUCUGAGGAUCUUUUCUGGGUGGAGCGCCGUUUCCCUCGGAAGACGAGCAAGAUGUUUCCGUUCACCACAUCAAGUAACGGACAUUCUCGGGAUUCUGAAUUCGAGUGGACUUUUUUUUUUUAUUAAUCAACUUUUUAAAAAAUAAAGUGUAAAUUAACCGACUAGAGUACUUGGAAAAACGCGAUCAGCAAAAGUGAGGUCGAGUGUUGCCAGUGGGGUCCCUUUUAGGCAGAACCCUAAAACCAGUCAGUUCUUUCAGACAAGCACUGUGUGGCGUCUCCAGGCUCCCGUGACUUUUUUUAAUGAGCAGAAAGUCUAGAGAUGAUAACUACAGUGUGUAUCAUGUGUGUGGUUUUUCUUAAUUCCCAUAGCGUUCAUUAAUUCUUGUCGUUAAACUCUAGUCAGUUGACUCCCUUGCAACUCCAAGGACCGAUAGUGCGAUGUUUUCUCCCGUUUCCUCAGUUUCCGUUUUGCACAGCCUGUGCAGCCUCUCGUGGUGUUUAUAUAGCUCUUCUAAAAAGGAAUUUUGAAAUGUCCAUCAGUUUGAAUCAAGUGAUGUUUGAUUGUUUCGGUAAGAUAAUCGGGUCUCUUUCUUAAGGUCACAACGACUAAAGUGUUAGCUGAAUUUUUAAACUUUCUCUCUGAAACCUUUCCUGAAGUACCUAUCACUGGGGACCGAAUUAUCCCAAAAAGAUCAUGCAUUUCCUACCUAUGAAUUCUGCUGCAUACAGAACGUGCCCUUUCCUCAGGAAGUUGCUGUUUCCUUUCUUUGGGUGGACUUUUAUCUAGAACACAUAGCAGAUCAGCAAAGAGAACGUUUCUAAAAAUGGGGACUUCUAAAUUUUAAAAAAAUCCCCAUUUUUGUGCCAACUAUGAUGGGGGGGGGGGAUCUUACACUAUGGAGUACAUAUGGAAGGCUGUAAAGAUUCUUUUGAAAUUUUUAUUCACCUUGUACAACAGCAAAUGACAUUUUUACAGUAUUUUUUUGUAAAGCAAACUAUUUUGUGCCUUGAAUUUGGUAAAUGUGUAUUAGUGAGACGUUGUAAAAGUGAACUUCUACCUCUGUAUCUAAAUGUAUACCAUCCACUUGUAAAUGACUAUAAACUAUUAUGUGAUUGCCUUUUUUUUUUUUUUUUAGAAUGUCUUGUUUAAAUAGCAACCAAUGUUUAAGGCUAUUAAAAUAAGCCAUCUUUUACUAAUUAAUUGGGAAGUUUUAUAAAGGACUGAUUAAAUUUAAAGAAUUAACUUACAUACAA
Molecule: messenger RNA, 3016 nt
Organism: Myotis daubentonii (Daubenton's bat)
Lineage: Eukaryota; Metazoa; Chordata; Mammalia; Chiroptera; Vespertilionidae
Gene: RDH10
Product: retinol dehydrogenase 10
Cellular component (GO): lipid droplet
Molecular function (GO): oxidoreductase activity, acting on the CH-OH group of donors, NAD or NADP as acceptor
Source: RefSeq, a predicted model, not a curated record